CAAGUGCGUCCCUUUGGAGCGUUGCUUCCUUAAACAAAACCCUAGAAAGAGAAAGGCACGGCACCCAGCAGCAGAGCAGAGAAGAGGAGAAGAGUAGAGAAGAGAGGGCUAUUUUUACCAUGAAGAGGGGAGAGCCAUGGGGUCAAUUGGAUCCUUCAUCAUCUGAUGACUCAGACAAAGAAUCAGAUUCAGGAGAUGAUGAUGGGUUAGGAAGUACAAAGCCAAGUGAUAGAAGUGCAGCUCGGUUAAUGAAAGUUGUUACGUCGAAAGUCAGCGUUAAGAAGAAAAGGAGCAGCAGCACUAUAGACUAUGAAGCUUUAAGCCGGCAUGGCUACAGUGGGGGGUUGUCGGUCUUGGAUAUGCCUCCUCCAAUGGGGGCCAAGGAGGACAAAGAGCAAGAUUGGUCUUGGUCGACUGGCAGCAAAGAUGGCAAGGGAAUAGAAGAAUCUCACGAAGAGCGUGAGUGUACCAGAGCUGCAAUAGCUGAAGGUGAGAAGCUGGUAAACGUGCAGACAAGGAAGGAGCAGAAGAACCUUUCUUUCUCACAGAAGGAGAAGAGGAAGAGGGAACUGGGUCAGGCUAGCAGGGGGAAGAACUAUGUCGAGGAGGAAAAGAGGCUAUUGAGGGAUAGUGGCAUCUACUCCGGCUUUGAUUCUUGAAACACCCCACCCCACCUUGAAGAGAGCUUCUCGUGUCCCUGCCCCACCGGCUAGCAAAGCGCAUGACGACAUGGCGAAUUCCUACCUAGUUCUAUCUGCCUUGGAAGUGCUUCCGUUACACACUAUUGUGUCCCCAAAAGUGUAUCUAUAAGUGGGGUGUGCCAACUGCCCAUAACAAUAUCCAUUUCAAAUUUCGUAAUCACUUUACCCUGCA
Molecule: messenger RNA, 873 nt
Organism: Magnolia sinica
Lineage: Eukaryota; Viridiplantae; Streptophyta; Magnoliopsida; Magnoliales; Magnoliaceae
Exons: 4
Coding region: 120-659 (179 amino acids)
Source: RefSeq, a predicted model, not a curated record